Molecule: messenger RNA, 1137 nt
Organism: Fraxinus pennsylvanica
Lineage: Eukaryota; Viridiplantae; Streptophyta; Magnoliopsida; Lamiales; Oleaceae
Source: the annotation of a GenBank genome assembly
AUGGCUGCAUCAAGAAACAAGAAAUGGUUGAAGCAAGAUGAAGACUUGGAAGAAGGUUUCUCUGAACUUGAAGCCGUUCUUUUAGCGGGCGGCUUAUACUGGUUUGUUUGCAUUCUUGGCUCGGCCGAGCAAAAGGGCAAGCAUGCCGUUCAGCUUUCCGGCGGCUCAAUCGCCAAAGAAAACGUUCAAGAUAAUUACCAGCAGUACUGGUCGUUUUUCCGGAGACCCAAAGAAAUCGAGAAGGCAGAAAAGGUGCCUGCUUUUGUGGAUACAUUUUAUAAUCUGGUAACAGAUAUUUAUGAAUGGGGCUGGGGUCAGUCUUUUCAUUUUUCUCCUUCCAUUCCUGGGAAAUCGCAUCGGGAGGCUACUCGUAUACACGAGGAGAUGGCGGUGGAUCUGUUGAAUGUAAAGCCUGGAGCUCGAAUUCUUGAUGCGGGUUGUGGAGUAGGUGGCCCGAUGCGGGCUAUUGCAGCCCACUCGGGAGCUAAUGUAGUUGGGAUUACCAUAAAUGAGUAUCAGGUGAAUCGGGCCCGGACUCACAACAAGAAGGCCGGUCUUGAUAAGCAAUGUGAGUUGGUGUGUGGUAAUUUCCUCCAGAUGCCUUUUGGCGACAAUAGUUUUGACGGGGCUUAUUCAAUUGAGGCAACGUGCCAUGCCCCAAAAUUGGAGGAAGUGUACAGUGAGAUCUAUAGGGUUUUGAAACCUGGAUCUUUAUAUGUAUCUUAUGAAUGGGUGACAACUGAAUUGUACAGUGGAGAAGACCCGGAGCACGUGGAGGUCAUCCAGGGGAUUGAGAGAGGAGAUGCCUUACCAGGUCUUAGGAGUUACAAGGACAUUGCUCAAGUUGCAAAGAAAGUUGGGUUUGAAGUGAUUGAGGAAAAGGAUUUGGCUAAACCACCGUCAAACCCGUGGUGGACAAGGCUGAAGAUGGGGAGGAUUGCCUAUUGGAGGAACCAUAUUUUAGUCACAGUGCUUGCGUGGCUGGGGAUUGCACCAAAAGGUGUUGUGGAUGUGCACGAGAUGCUUUUCGUGACUGCAGAUUACCUGACCAGAGGUGGUGAGACUGGGAUUUUCACUCCUAUGCAUAUGAUUCUCUGCAGGAAGCCCGAUAGUAAGUCUGUUUCUAGUUCGGAUUAA